Drosophila gunungcola (fruit fly) is the source of this 5753-nucleotide messenger RNA. RefSeq lists its product as uncharacterized. Lineage: Eukaryota; Metazoa; Arthropoda; Insecta; Diptera; Drosophilidae. Bases 231 to 4157 code for a protein of 1308 amino acids. The record is from RefSeq and is a predicted model, not a curated record. The transcript is spliced from 13 exons.
ACCAGUGUGCCCCAGGGGUGCAUUGAAAAGAGCGUAUGUGUAUUUGUUUGUCUGCUCGCUCAAUAAAGUCAAAAAACGGAAAAACGCAGCUUUGUGAUCUUGCGAGUCGCCACUACGAUGCUUCCAGAGUCCGAAGCUCCGGGAAUUUGAUAUUGGAAGCGAGAAUUUUUCAUUCCAAUCGGGAAUGGACGCAAUGCUAGAGUGAACGGCGGCGCGCAACUACCAAGCCCAUGUCCCUGCAGGCCGCCCCGGUUCCGGUGCCGGCUGCCGUGCCGGCCACUUUGUCGGUCAGUGCCUCGGGCACACAAAUGAUACGCCCCCAGACGCUGGCCGGUCCCGAGCGGGAGCCCAUCGAGUUCAACAUCAACCUAGUGGGAGCUCCGCCCGAGGUGGAGCAGCUUGUGGAGCAGAUCAAGAGCGUGGCCGAGCAGUUCCUCUACCACUGGAAGAGCUUUCCCAUCGUUCUACCCCAGGCGCUGGCCAGUAGCGGACUGAAUCUGACGGCCAGGAACGCGACCAACAGCGUGAGCAGCCGCAAAACGCGUCCCAUUAAUCUGCGCGACCUCUUUAUAGCGCCUCCCUUUGACGAGCUGGACGCCGUGGCCUCGGAUGGGAGUGGAGAGCCCCGCCGGCUGACGAGCGCCCAGCUGAAGACGCUGCGGGAAACUGGCUUGCAAAAGGAUAAAUAUGGAAAGCCGAAGAAAUUAACUUUGGAACAAUUGGAAACUAUACGUAAAAAUGGCGAGUUCGAUGUACCCAGUCUGCAUUUUCCUGGCCAGGUGCACAAGUGGCGCCUGUCGCAACUGCUCCAGAAGGGGAAGUUGCGUGCCCAGGACUCCUUUUUGAGCGACCUAGCCCUGGCCGCCCGGUUCGUGGUAGUCACGGCUCGAGCACGGAUCUUCUCGCACUUCUUCUCCGUGGUGCAGGCGAUGCACGGGCUCUUGGGAGCGUUCACCAAGCUGGCGGACAUGUUCAUUGGGGUGCCGGCUCUGUUGGCCCACAACCUGGACUACAAGAUCAAGGAGGAGCGUUGCCGAUUUCUCAUAGCCGAGUUGGUUUGUCGGCCCGAGUUUGAGGACUGCUUGGACGGUCUGUGCUCAUAUGUCCGAAAGAUGCUGCGACGCGCCACCAUGGAGAAGUUUGACUUUAACAGCUGCGAGGUCAGCCAGCCCGUGCCCUAUCUAUUCCUCACGCCCAAGGGACAGGAGAUCGACCUGCGCCUGUUCUGCCGCGACAUCAUGCGCAAGGCGCUGCCAAUUCUGAUUGGCAUUCUGGAGAGGGAGACGCGUGGCUGGUUCCUGCACUUCCGCGAGCGUCUGAUUGCCGAGCUGCGGGCCAAGAAGCUAAACGACAAGGAGAUCGAGGAGGAGGUAAACGAGGCGGUUAUGAAGGAGUAUCUGCAGCGCGUCUACAGCUCAAUCGUCUCCAAUGCCAAGCUGGCGGAGCUGGGCGCCGGAGUGCCGGAACUCCUGGUGCAGCAGGCCCAGUCGGUGGUGAUCAUGUACAAGGCGGUGGACAAGGUGGAGCAAAACAUCAAGCGCACCCGAGAGGACCACCAGAAGUGUCUCUCCAACGACCAUUCCGUGCUGUCGCGCGUUGCUCCCUGGCUGCGCUCCAAGCUACGCCACGCCGAGGAGAACAGGCUGCACAAGAGCGCCUGGUCGGCGCACGAGGAGGCGCUGAAGAUGUGCACCCAGCACAAUCUGCACCAGACCGCCUACUUCCUGUCCCGCGACCUGGCCUUCAUGAAGGAACGCGAGCCAGUGCUGUUGAAGGAGCUGAAGAACGCCAAGACUCCCACGCGAAGCUUUCAGUGGGCCUGUCGCAUAUGGUCGCCGCAGUCGUGGAUCAUACGUCGCAACUUCCAGGGCCAAUCAGACGUAAUUCCCACUGUGAUCAGCCAGCAUGCCACCAGCAUUGUUACCCCCCGCUCGGAUCCCAGCCAGCCAGUGUUUCUGGUGGAAAAGGAGAUUAUCCGGACCACAAGCACCCGCUGGCCGUUCUGGCGCCUCCUCAACAUGAUCCAGCGCAUCUGGUGCUGGUCCUGGAACAUGAUGUUCCUGCUGGGCAUCCUGGUGCCAUGGUGCAGUCCGCUGGGGCUACGCGCCCUCUGCUGUGUGAAGCCCUUCAUGCCCGACCUGGAGCUGUCGCAGAUCAACGGCACACUGUUCCCCAGGAAGACGAGCAUCACUCAGACGCUGGCUUCGCGACUCAUCGAGUUGUGGCGCCACAUAUCCAAGUCGCGCACGCAUUUUGAGACAGAACCGGAUACGGGCUUUAUUGGCAAGGGAUUGACACGCAACCUGAAUCGAACUUGGAACUAUUUUGUGAAAGGAUUCCUGGGCACCAUUGUUAUUUUGUUCGCUUUUCCGCUCAUCUGUUUGGCCGCCAGUUUACUGAGCAUAAGUCUGGCUGUUACUGCACCUCUAUGGAUACCCGUAUUUGUGCUACUGCUUCACAUUUACAUGAUCCUCGUCUAUGACUUGGAUGCACCUGACAACGCAAAGAAUCGUUAUUGCAUUCUGCUGGAGGCCAUAGUGUGGAAUUUUCUCAUCCAGGGCUUGCUGCAGCCGGUGGCGGCGGUUGUAAUGGCCACGUUGAUCUGCCCACUGGCUGCGGGAGUCGUUUUUAUAGUUGGAGUAGUUCGGUAUUCCCUUCGCCUCGUCUGGGACUCGCUCACCUACCAUCUGUUCAUCAAGAAGUGUGGACGUGUUCCGGCCUCGGAUAGCAUUGCAGUAAAGCGAAUCGCUGGGCCCGGACUGGCACUGGACUACUACUUCAUCAUCCGACCAGAGCAGGCUUUGGCUGCGCUAGAGGCUAAAAUGGAAUUGGACGAGUUGCAGGCCUACCAGCAUGCCACGGAGCGAGUGGUGCUGCAGCCGCAACAGGACUUCCUCCAGUUUGUCGAGGCCUGCUUCGGACCGUUCUCCGCCCAAAUCAGUAAAACCGGUCCGUACUUGUCGCUGGACCGCGAGGCGCAAGAUUUGAUGAGCACGCUCCACGAGAAGCUGGAGAAGCGACGAAGAGAAUUGCAGACGGCGCUGACCACUCAGGUCAAAUCGCGCAUCAAGUUGAAUACCAAAGAAUUAAAAAUUGCUAUACAACUGGCCGCCCAUAUUUUAGAGAAGUAUUAUCCGUCUCAUGUCAUCGGCAGACUGUCGAUCAGCGAAGAAGAAUUUUGGGAUAAUAAAGGUCUCACGGUGAACGACUGGCCGGGACUGGCUGGCCUUAUAUACACCGACAUAUUUAGUUUAGAUUUUCUAACGCCAUUGACUGAACACGACACACAUUUUAAACUAGAACCACAUGCCUCGCUUGAUCUGAUGCGCUAUACGGAGAUGGUAAAGAAUGCAAACGAUGUGAUUGGAUCCAAGGGCCUGGACCUUCUCGGCAACGUGUACGCGCCGCGUGGCAACGUCCAGGUGCACCUGCCCUUCCUCGAGGUGACCGCAUUCAACCCACGCUCUCGCAUAACGCUCACCUUCCGCAAGCCCGAGAAACGGGACAUGUCGGUGGGGCUGACCACACCCAGGGUGCGUGCCCAUCGUGCCCAGCAUGUGCCGAAGACGCCACAAGAUGCCCAGAAGGCCUGGCGACCGUGGAAGCAGAAAUGUGGGGAGAAGAGCGUUACGGAAAAGCUGCUCAUCCCGUUGCCCGUGCCACAUCCCGUUCACAUUGCCAUCGCCAUCUACAAUCGCGACACCGAACAGCCCAUUCCCUUAGACUCGGAGCUGGUCUGGGAAAUCCUCAAAUCGAUUGAAGACUGUCAAGGCGGUGAUGCCAUGGCUGUCCAGGCUGUGGCGCGAUAUCGGGGACCGGUCAUAGAAUCCAGCAAUGACUCCCUGGCCAGCAGCAGCAGCAUCGGCAGCACACGAGACUCGGGCUCUGGCUCUGUGUCGGGUUCUGCCUUGGGCAACGGCACAGAAACAUUACCCUGCGGAAAUCGUGAGGUUUGCACGCAGGUCAAGGUGGAUGCCGAACCGGCUGCCAGCUCCUCCGGCUUCCAUUGGACUCUUAGCAACUGGGGAGCGGCGCAAACAGCCCGGCGUCGAACCAACUCGAAUGUGCGCGUGGACCUGGCCAGUCCCGAAGAUAUAUCCCUGGACACGGAUAGUUCUCGUGCCGUUUUUAAUAACGCCUACGGCACAACUGUCUAACAGGCUUUCAGUGGUUUGGGCACACAAGUAUAUAUUAACCUAUCAACACACGUAGAUUUAUUCGUGGCUGCUCGCUUUUAAGAAAAGAAUGCAUAACCCGUUUUAUCGAAUGAAGUCUCGAAUAUGGUCUUAGUAACGCGAUGUUUUGGGAGGGAAUCGAUUGUUCAAAAAAAAAGUUCGAAUCACUUUUAACAUACUUUAGAGAGUUUAGAAAUUGUCUGUGAGUGGUAUAUUUGUGAAUGAUAUGCCACAUUUACUUGCAACCAGGGAACAAUCGUUAAUAUUAACACUUCUCUUCCCUCCUCAAUAUGAAAUCCAAGGCAGCCGCGCUAGUUAAAGUGUAAUAAGAACAAAUUUAUCCAUCUAACUAUAUUUACAUAUUCGUAUAUGAUAUACAUAUACAAAUCGAUAGUAAACACCGCAUAGGCGAGUCGAAAAGUAACAAAUUUCAAUCUAGUCGCAAGCAGAUUUUAUGCAGCAAUCUAAUUCGAUUUCUUAUGCAACUAAUGAGAAUAAACUAAACGCAGCUUCAUGACAGUUUUACAACAGAGUUGAGUUUAUUCUGAUUUCCGUUCUAAAAGCCAAUAAUAAUACUUAUUGAGUGUGUAUACAAUAUAAGCCAUGAGAUUUUUCUUUGUACCUAACCAACAAAACACAUUUAUGUUUAAACAUUUUAAGAAAUGUAUUAUAAAUAUGCCACGAAUUGUACCAUGAGCAGUUAAACAAAUAUUGUUGAUUAAUAACUAAUUUAUUUGUAUACACUCAAACUAUCACAACACUAAUGUUUUAUCUACUCCAGUACAUUUUCUUCCAAAUACGAAAUACAAAAUACUAAUUAAAUGGAUAAACUGAUUAAACCGCAUCGGUGUUAAAAGGACACCCUUGAAAAUCAUAAAAACAGCAUUAAACAGUGGCAGCGUAAAGUACUUCUACAAAAAUAUUAAAAUAGGACAAGGGAUAAAACAUUUUUACAUUUAUAUAUACAUAUUUAGAUCACUUAAUCGUAAACUAUAACUGUUGAUGCCUUUUGUAUCUAACAUUUUCCAAACCAGCUAAUAAGCUCAAUUCCAAUUCGACUCCAUCCCCAGAGCAAAGUACCCUCCAAGUAUUUCUCAAACAGAAUUAUUUUGAAAAUAUGUUUAACUGCCACAAAUAUAAGUAUUACUUUGUUCUACAGUCCGCACACUGCUCACUAACAAUUCAAAUUUUGAUACCGCUUUGGCAGCUUCCAGUGUUAUGUUUAAGCCGUUUAACUGAUUUUGUACACUUUUUUAUUUUUACGUCGAAAUGCAAACACCAGGAAUGGAAUGAAUCUUUACAUACAAAUAUACAAACAUUUACAUAAAUAUGUAGUUAUACAAUUAAACAAAGAAAAAAAUAUGGAGAACCGAAAAUCUCAUGAAAAAGCAUUGAACAAUUUUAUGUAAAAUGUUUUCUUAAUAUUAAACAAAAAAAAAAAUGUAACAAUAAAUUAUGAAUGAAAUAAUGUGUAUUGGCAUCUUUUUAAGCGAAGUGAAGUCAAAACUUACGACGCUUAUAAAGCUGCCUGUACAAUUGUAGUUUAAUAUGUAAUAAUAAAAAUGUUGGCUAAAAAUA